AUGAAUAUGAGCUCUGAUUCUGAUUUCAAGCCUAGAAUCGAUAUGAAAUUUGAUAGCUUAGAUGAUGCUUGGAUGUUUUGGGUUCAAUAUGGGGGAAAAGAAGGUGUUCGUAAAGAGGACAAAAGGGAUUCUUUGACGAUUAAUCCUCGACUUGAGACUCGAACAAAUUGCCAAGUAAGGUUGGGGGUGACCUAUGUGAAGGGUAUAUAUAAAGUAAAUGAGUUUAAGGAAGAGCAUAAUCAUCCCCUCCACCUUCCCGAGACAAAAUCAUCUUUUGAUUUGAUGACUAGACACGCUGGAGGAAGAGAUGGGAUUGGUUACACUAUCUUAGACGCUAAGAAUUAUCUUCGAUCUAAGAGACAAAGAAGCAUGGUGUAUGGAGAAGUUGGUUGUUUGAUGAGAUACUUUCAAGAUCAGUUAUCUAAAAAUCCAUCAUUUUACCAUGUGAACCAAAUGGAUAUGGAAGAGCAAAUAACUAAUGUUUUUUGGGCAGAUGCAAGAAUGUUGAUUGAUUAUGAGUACUUUGGUGAUGUUGUGUCAUUGGAUACGACAUACUAUACAAAUCGUGAUAAUAGACCACUUGCCGUAUUCUCGGGUUUCAAUCAUCAUAGAAAAGCUGUCAUUUUUGGCGCAGCAUUUUUGUACGAUGAAACAACAGCAUCAUUCAAAUGGCUGUUUGAAACAUUUUUAGAUGGACACAAACACAAAAGGCCUCUCACCGUCUUCACUGACCAGGAUCAAGCUAUGGGAAAAGCCUUGCAUGAGGUAAUGCCAGAGACAUUUCAUGGAUUAUGA
Messenger RNA from Salvia hispanica, 795 nucleotides. The record is from RefSeq and is a predicted model, not a curated record. Lineage: Eukaryota; Viridiplantae; Streptophyta; Magnoliopsida; Lamiales; Lamiaceae.